AUGGCCGCCGCUCUCCGCUCGACGCGCGUGCUCCGCCAGAAGCUCACGGCCGACCCUCACGCGUACCACGCCACCGACGAGACCCCGCUCUGGCGCAAGAUCCGCCGGGCCAUCGUCGUCAACCCUGAGUCGUCGACCGGCAACCCGCUCGCGUCGGCCAACCGCCAGCCUGAACCCGCCUCGCGCCCGGAGAAGUUCACCGUCCCCUCGUCCAGGGCGUCCGACGUCGCGCAGAACCCCUACUUCAAGCGCGACUUCCGUCGCAUGUUCCCCAAGACGGAGGUCGUCACCCAGGGCGAGCUCGCCAAGCUCCUCAUUGCGCAGGGCGGCUUCGAGGCCCUCCCGCCCGUCACCGCCUCGGAGAGCGACAAGACGACCGCCCUCACGGCCGACUCGCCCGCCCCGUCCCUCGCCGCCCUGUACUCGACCCCGUCCGGCGCCUCGUCCGGCUUCCGCCCGCCAAAGCCUCCCGGCCGCAAGUACAACUGGCACGCCUCGAAGGAGCAGGCGCCGUCCGACCCCAACGCCUACUUCCCCAUGGUGCUCUUCGACACGACCUCGGCGUAA
Messenger RNA from Rhodotorula graminis WP1, 567 nucleotides. RefSeq lists its product as uncharacterized. The coding region runs from base 1 to 567 and encodes 188 amino acids. The record is from RefSeq and is a predicted model, not a curated record. Lineage: Eukaryota; Fungi; Basidiomycota; Microbotryomycetes; Sporidiobolales; Sporidiobolaceae. The transcript has 4 exons.